Molecule: messenger RNA, 451 nt
Organism: Suillus discolor
Lineage: Eukaryota; Fungi; Basidiomycota; Agaricomycetes; Boletales; Suillaceae
Exons: 1
Coding region: 6-290 (94 amino acids)
Source: RefSeq, a predicted model, not a curated record
GUCGGAUGUACACAUCGUCAAAUCUAAUACUCAGUAUCUUCAUUACUUGCAUAGAGAAAUCAUGUACGAUCCCAUGUCAAUGGGCGUGUGGCGUCCUCCGAUAUACUAUGCCAAGGGCAUUUCAAGCCACUUCCACAGGAACACUUGGCCUGUUCACAAUCAUACAAGACCAAGGAACCGUACGUCCAUCAAGUGCGGUGUUUUAUCACCUCCGUUCAUUAUCAUGCGUAUUCAACGCAUGUGGUCCUUCCGGUAUCUCAGUCGGAAUGUCUGGUAGUACCCAUUCGUAGUCAUGGACGGAGUCGAUCUUAAUGCGGAGUCACAUCUUGAACUACCUAGCGUGGUCGUCAGGAGAAUCACUCCAGCGCUCACGCCAAGGCACAAAGAUAGUCGUUGAAAUGAAUAUGGGCUAUAACACAGCAUCCCAGGGGAGCAGAUCAUCAUCGAUCAG